GAGAGAGAGAGAGAGAGAGAGAGAGAGAGAGAGCACAACAUGAAUGAAAUACGCAAAAUUACGAUUGAGGAAGAUGUUACAAUUGAAAGGAAGUAGCUUACUUAUUCUUGCUUGUACACAAACGUGUGCAGAGAUAGCUGUUUCUGUAAGACAUGUCGCUAAAUAAUACAAAUUGUAAAAAACACUGAAUAACUGUAGGUGUUGGUUAAUAAUACCACUAACUAUUUAAUCUUCGCGAGUUUCCAGCUGUAAAUUUAACUUUUCUGUAUGUAUCGACAUGCUUUGGUUUAUGGAAGGAAUGUGCUUUUGGCCAUCAUUUUUGGUCAUCUCGUCCUCAAGCACUUUUAUCGUUUCAUAUGUAAUAGCAUUGUUUAAACGAGAUGUUGAUGUAUUAUUUCCAUACAUUAGUGAUACUGGAGCCAACCCACCGGAGAGCUGCAUUUUUGGCUUGAUGACAGCAAUCACUUCAUUUACAGGUAUGGUCACCAUGUAUGCCAGGUACAAGUUUGUGGAGAAACUAAGUGAGAGGACAAAUGGUGUGUCCCCAUGUCUGAAUAAGACUGCUCUCUGGAUAGGAAUGCUGUCUUGUCUGGGGAUGAGUUUUGUUGCCACUUUUCAGGAAACCACGGUAACAGUAGUUCAUGAUGCAGGAGCUCUGCUAUUCUUUGUGUGUGGUGUGGUGUACACCAUACUGCAGUCUGUUAUUUCAUAUUGUGCUCACCCCUAUGGAUGCUCCACAACCCUUUUCUGCACACGUGUGGCUAUUGCCACCAUUGCCUUCCUGGCGGCUUUCCCGACGAUAAUUUGCGCUGGUUUUGUGACACAAACCAGUCUGCACAGAAACACAGGGGACAAGGACUUUGUUUUCCAUCUUGUGAGUGCGGCGAGUGAGUGGAUUGUGGCCUUCAGUUUUGUCUUCUUCUUCUUCACAUACAUUCAGGAUUUCAAAAUGUUUACAUUAAAAAUUAGGACAGAGUUUGUGGAAUAUUCAUAUUAAUCAUUUGAACUGACAACUUUUUCACAUCACAUUCUAAUCAAAAGUUACUGUAUUUUAUUACAAAAUGUAUUUUACUAAUCCAUGAAUCCAUGUGCAUAGUGUCUUACCUUGAAACUGAUAAACAUUCUGAGAUUGGCACAGUAUUACUGUAAUACUGUAUGACUGACAAUUCCUGAUGAGCUAAGGCAUGGUCAGCAAUCAAAACUGACCAGAGCUUACUCUUAAUACAUGAACCGCUUAUUGAUCGAAAUGUACUUCUAUUGUUUGUAGUAAAGUAGAACUUCAAGCUGUCUGAAACAGCCCACUUCCUCUUACCUACAGCCAAGUUAAUGAUAAAGCAAACACAUGAUCAUUGUGGCAAGUAAGGGUAGGUCAGUUUUGUGGCAGGUAAUCACAAGAUCAAGUGGACUUGUCAACAGAGACCAUAAUUUACUGUUCAGCUACAACCAAUAAUAAAAUUUAAAAGAAAAUGGACAUCAUUGUAUUUCAUAAUUUGGUGCUACAGUACUUGCUGACAAAAGCUUGUAGUUAUGAGUUUACAUAUAAAAUAGAAAAAUAAAAUGCACUCCAGUGUAAAAUGUGUUAAUAUUUAUUUAAAACAUUGCUUAAUACAAUAAUGUCAAUAGGCCUACAUUUGUAAACAAAGUGCUUUCCAGUUUUUCUGACUGCCUUAAGACACUCAUAAUCAUUUGAAACCAAUUCAGCUGUGGCCAUACAUACACAUUUGCUGAUGCUUUCAUUUACAUUUUUAAAAUCAUAUUUUUUGUCAUGACACUUGGCCGCAUAUCAGGUCUGCCAAUGUAACUAAAGAUCCAAGGCUUGCUGGCUUGCUAGCAUAUCUGGUCACACAAGGUUAGAUCAUUAUUUUCAAUGAAAUAUGUUUAUGUAACUUUCACAAUAUCAUUGAUUCACUUUGCAAAUAGUGGUGUAUAGUUUGAUACAUUUACCCAACAGUGCAACCAUGUUAAAGUAUUCUUGACAGCCAAGCCACAAUAAGUUAUACAUUUCAGUGUCUCACUGGAUAACAUUAGUCACCUACUGUUUAACAUGAAAUUCCUCAUACAGUAGCAGUGGUAGUGUAAGACAGUACCAUUUUCAAAAUAUUAACACAGGCUUUAAUUCUCUCUUACACAAACACACAAAAGCAUUCAGUACAGACACACUACAAAAAAAUCAAUGUAUGUGGCUGUUAAACAACUUAUUGUGGGAUUGGAAUGUUUUUAUAAGCAGGCACAUUUGCCCAAUG
Molecule: messenger RNA, 2243 nt
Organism: Osmerus eperlanus (European smelt)
Lineage: Eukaryota; Metazoa; Chordata; Actinopteri; Osmeriformes; Osmeridae
Gene: dram1
Product: DNA-damage regulated autophagy modulator 1
Exons: 7
Coding region: 278-997 (239 amino acids)
Biological process (GO): regulation of autophagy
Cellular component (GO): lysosome
Source: RefSeq, a predicted model, not a curated record